Messenger RNA from Linum trigynum, 1893 nucleotides. The record is from the annotation of a GenBank genome assembly. NCBI's taxonomy places the organism in Eukaryota, Viridiplantae, Streptophyta, Magnoliopsida, Malpighiales, Linaceae.
AUGGGAGGAGCGUUCAAAGCGAACCGAGUGGUUUACAAGGCGGCGAGUAGCAUCGACGUGACUCGUCGUCUUCCCGCGAAUUCCGACGACGACGAAGAAGAAGAUCAAUCUUAUCUUCAUCCCGAUGUCAAAGCUCCGCGGAUGGGUGGAGUGGUGGUGAAAGUGUUCGCGUGGUUUCUGGAGUCACGGAUUUUGGGCACCUUGCUGCUUUACCUCCUCAAGAGAAACAAUCUCAUCCACAAGCUUGUGACAAAUGCAGAGCUGGAAGAGUCGCCUCUUUAUGUCCCUCUGCAUCCUUUUCAAGAGUUGGAGGAGCAAGAAGUGAAGCAAAUUGAGUCAUCAGAUCCCGCAAGUCAGGUCCAACAAGCAGUUGAGAAUUGCCUACAGCCUUUGUCAUCACCAAAUUGCUCCACUACUUCACCUAGUUUCCAUCGGUGGACCGUCAUGGACUACUAUAACGCAUAUACUACUCGACAGAUUACUCCCACCAUGGUGGCAGAAAGGUUAAUAGCAGCCAUUGAAGAAAGUUCAAGUGCGCCAUGGAAUAUGGGAUUCUUUAUUAAUCACUGCCCAAAAGACAUCCUCAAACAAGUCUCGGAAUCAACUCUUCGAUAUGAAAGAGGAGAGGCAAUAUCAGUUCUCGAUGGUGUCCCCAUUGCCGUUAAAGAUGAGAUUGACUGUGCUCCCUAUCCCACAACUGGAGGAACAAAGUGGCUACACAAAGCAAGAGCAAGUGAAGGUGACGCGGAAUGUGUAGCGAGGCUGCGACAAUGUGGGGCGAUUCUCGUUGGCAAAACUAACAUGCACGAGCUUGGAGCUGGGACCAGUGGCAUUAAUCCCCAUUAUGGGGCUACUAGAAAUCCGUUCGAUGUAGGGAAGAUUGCUGGAGGUUCAUCCAGCGGAUCGGCGGCAGUGGUGGCUGCGGGGCUUUGCCCUGCCGCCCUAGGUGUUGAUGGUGGAGGAUCUGUAAGAAUGCCUGCAGCACUGUGUGGCGUUGUUGGUUUCAAACCCACAUUUGGCCGCGUACCACACUCCGGUGUUCUUCCUUUAAACUGGACAGUAGGGAUGGUGGGUGUAUUGGCAGGCACAGUUGAGGAUUCAUUGAUUGUCUACGCAGCCAUUAGCGGAGACUCACAAAAAACAUCGGAUUCGGAGAUGAAGAAUAACAAGAAGCCGAAUCCUACAAAGCCAAAACUGUAUCUUCCACUGCUGGAAUCAACAAGUUCAGUCACGAAUAUUAAACUGGCAAGAUAUAAAGAGUGGUUCAAUGAUUGCACGGAGGAGAUCAGGGAGUGCUGUUCCCACGCGCUGGAUCUCCUCUCACAGAAAUACGGGUGGAAGACGGUGGAGGUGAUCAUACCGGAGAUAGAAACGAUGCGGUUGGCACAUUACGUAACGAUAGGAUCGGAAUGCAGUACCGCGCUUGGCCCUCACCUACACAACUCCAAGAAUGUGGGAAAGAUGGGGUGGGAUGUGAGGGUGGGCCUCUCUGUUUAUGGCGCUUUCAGCAGUAAAGAGUACAUCCAGGCUCAAAGGCUAAGGAACCGGCAACUAGAGAUCCACAGGAAGGUGUUUGCAAUGGCGGAUGUGAUCGUUUCACCAACCACAGGAGUGACAGCUUAUCCAAUAUUGAACGACUGCCUCAAGACUGGCGAACUAGAUUACGUCAAUGGAGCUGCACUUGUUCGGUACCAAAUAGCUGGGAAUUUCUUGGGAUUACCUGCAAUUACUGUCCCUGUGGGAUAUGAUAAGAAAGGGCUGCCAAUUGGGCUUCAGUUCAUAGGUCAGCCAUGGUCCGAACCCACUCUCCUCCACAUUGCAUUCGCCAUGCAGGGCCUGUGCAACCAAGGAUACAAAAAGCCAGAGGCUUUCUACGAUUUGCUCCACAAAUAG